UGUUUGUUUCUACCAUCAGGUGAAUGUGUACGCUGUAUGUUCUGGAACAAUCUGGGUUGCAUACACUUUGCCAUGGGGAAACACAACCUAGGCAUAUUCUACUUCAAAAAGGCUCUGCAGGAGAACGACCACACGUGUGCACAGCUGGGGGACGGCGGGGCUACGGGUAACGGGCAAUCUAAGCAGUUCUCGGGCAUCCCCAUGUGUGCGCUGCUAGCCAACAAGCGUUAUGAGCUGCUGUAUAACUGUGGGAUCCAGCUGCUGCACAUCGGCCGGCCCCUGGCAGCCUUCGACUGUCUGAUGGAUGCUGUGCAGGUGUACCACUCUAACCCUGGCCUCUGGUUACGGUUGGCUGAGUGCUGCAUUGCUGCCAACAAGGGUAGCUUAGAACAAGACAACAAGGGUCUUCCGAGUAAAAAAGGUAUCGUUCAGGCCAUCGUUGGGCAGGGAUACCAUCGCAAGAUCAUCCUGGCGUCACAGUCCACCCAGAACACAAUCUACAGUGAUGGGCAGUCUGCAGCCAUUCCGGUGGCUAGUAUGGAGUUUGCAGCGAUCUGUCUGAGGAACGGCCUGGUCCUCCUCCCUGAUCACCAGCAGCAGGAGAACAAGGCAGAGAACGGCUCCAAGACACCCAGCCAGUCAGGCAGCACAGAGAGCGGCUCAGAGAACAGCGACGCCUGCAGUGGGAAGGGUCAAGAAGGAGACAAGUUCCUUUCUGCAGCACCGUCUUCACCUCUGAGGAAACAGGAGGUUGAAAACCUCAGGUGUUCCCUUCUGGCCUGCAGUGCCUACGUGGCCCUGGUGUUAGGAGACAACCUGAUGGCCCUGAACCAUGCAGAGAAGCUCCUUCACCAGACCAAGCUGUCUGGAUCACUCAAGUUCCUGGGCCACCUGUAUGCUGCAGAGGCCCUCAUAUCCCUGGACCGGAUCUCAGAGGCCAUCGGUCACCUCAACCCAGAGAACAUCACUGAUGUCUCCAUGGGGGUGUUGUCCAGCGAGCAGGACCAAGGGCCAGAUAAAGGGGAUCUGGAGCCUGUCGAGUCAUCAGGGAAGCAGACUCCUCUGUGUUACCCCAGCACAGUGAGCUCAGCCCGGGCCAUAAUGCUGUUCAACCUGGGCAGUGCCUAUUGUCUGAGGAGUGAGUACGAGAAGGCCCGCAAGUGCCUGCAUCAGGCUGCCUCCAUGGUGAACACGAAGGAGAUUCCUCCUGAAGCCAUCUUACUGGCUGUCUACCUGGAGCUGCAGAACGGGAACACACAGCUCGCCUUGCAGAUCAUCAAACGUAACCAGCUCCUCCCCUCAGUGAUCCAGACGCCCUCUCCAGACACACGAAAGAAGCCCGUUCCCUCCUCCUUCCAGCCUGUCCAACCACCCAUCCAGAUGCCCUCACCCUUCACAACAGUCCAGCGCAAAUGAGCCCUCAACCCUUGGUUCCCCUAACCCUCCUUGCCCCAUUGCACACCAACAUCAACACGCACCUGUCCACCUCUCAUCACUUCACCUCAGUGUAUUAUUUAUUUAAGGCAAGCUGACCCCAACUCAGUGCCGGUGUAGUGUGAAGUUGUCCCUAGAUGUUGAUCUUGGCUCAGCUUUGCAUUUCCUCCCACUAAUGGUUAAGGUUAACAUUGGUGGAGAGGAAGCUGAUCCUAGAUCUGUACCUAGGGGGAAACUGAACCCCUCAGCGCCCAGACGGAGCCCCUCCAGGUCAGGUCCUGGUAUGAAAUGCAGAGGUCUCCUGUCAGGUGGACGAAGGGUGCGUUCACAUUAUGGACCCGCCUCGGGUGCGCCCAAAUUACACCUUAUCCCCUAUGUAAGUGCACUCCUUUUGACCAGAGCCCUAUGGGGCCCUAAUAAAAGUAGUGCCCUAUAUAAGGAACUGGGUUCCAUUUGGGACGGAGCCUUUAUUCAGUGGCUAUCACCUGCAGUGUCUUUGGGGCAGAUCUGACAUGAUUUCUCUGUUCUCUGAGAGUUUUAACUUUCCAUUUGUGACAGCAACAUCCGUUAUGAUAUAUACUGACCGACUUUGCUUGGGGCAAAUGAAAUACCUGUAUAAAAAAUAAAUUUUAUUUACAGAAAUAA
Salvelinus fontinalis (brook trout) is the source of this 2079-nucleotide messenger RNA. RefSeq names its product CCR4-NOT transcription complex subunit 10-like. Bases 37 to 1416 code for a protein of 459 amino acids. Lineage: Eukaryota; Metazoa; Chordata; Actinopteri; Salmoniformes; Salmonidae. Gene Ontology annotation, cellular component: CCR4-NOT complex. Gene Ontology annotation, molecular function: protein binding. The record is from RefSeq and is a predicted model, not a curated record. The transcript has 11 exons. Gene Ontology annotation, biological process: mRNA catabolic process; negative regulation of translation.